Messenger RNA from Gilbertella persicaria, 1208 nucleotides. RefSeq lists its product as uncharacterized. NCBI's taxonomy places the organism in Eukaryota, Fungi, Mucoromycota, Mucoromycetes, Mucorales, Choanephoraceae. The record is from RefSeq and is a predicted model, not a curated record. Bases 35 to 1117 code for a protein of 360 amino acids. The transcript has a single exon.
UUUUUUUUUUCCUUUACCUUUAAAAAAAAACAAUAUGCCUACUUUUGCUCGUGUAAAAUCUAUCAAGCUUCCAUUUAAGAAAAAGACGGAAGUAUCAAAACAACCACAACAACCACAACAAUAUUCUCACUCUGUUUAUGUUCCUGAGCCUAACUUAUCACCUACAGUGAUGAACAACAAUGUCAGCUUUACAGAUACACUCAAAAUGAUAUCAAAAAAAGUAGAAAAUACUCAAUUUGAUGAUGUUUUUGGCUCUUUUUUCUUUAAUGAUAAACGCUGUCAAAGCCGAGCUCUUUUUAUGGCAGCCCGCCUAAAACAAACACUAGAUGGCAUAAUUAACCCUAUUCGACCUAGUUCAAGUCACGGCGCAUUGUGUGAAUUAUCACCGUCGAUUAUGCCAAGUCCGUCUUAUUCUACACCCUUGAAUGCUACGUCAGCGUCAUUUGAUGCACCAACAGUCGAUAGUUUUUGGCGUCUAGUGACGCAUCGAUUAUAUACACUAAAUUACAUAUUGUUUGUCUUACCUGCUGACUCCCAAAUGCGAGAAGAUUUGUUGAAGCGAUUAGAAGCAGAUUUGGCCUUGAAAGGAGAUGGAAAAGAAUUGGAACGUCGAGGUGGUAUGGAAGCUCAUUUUGCAGUAAGAUACGCACUCGAACAUCGACGACGUCGUAAGCGAAAGACUUUAUUAGAAGAUGCUUUUGCAGAAGAAAAAAGAAACGGUGGCAACGUAGCAGGCGCUGUUUUAAUAACGGAUGACGAGAAGAAUAACACCAAUAAUAAUCACCUGGUAGAACAGGCUAGACAAGUGAUUGCGCAAUGCCUAGAAAGUGAAUCCAAAUUGGGUCAUUCAGAAAAAGAUGCCAUGUAUGUGUUCCAUACAAUGCGAGCAGGCUUAUUAGAUGCUUUUGAGCCUCAUAUUGAGUUGGAAGAAGAUAGAGCAUUAAGACACAGAUUAAAGCGUUUAGUGGAGAAGAACAGACCUGCCGUACCAGCUUAUGAGAAUCCUUUUGAAGAUGAAGACCUUGUUGUUACAGAAGAUGAAUCUCUUUCUGAACCUUCAAGAGAAGUGGAUAGUGGAUUCUAUGAUGGCUGGACCAAAUCAACAGCAGCAGCAUAGCCCAAUAUUUGCUUAUGUGUAUUCUUAUGAUCUAUAUUCCCUCUCUCUCUCCCUCUCUCUCUCUCUCUCUCUCUCUCUCUCUCUCUCUCUC